AUGCCGACACCCGAGUCAAUUCAGUUCCGCAUGCAAAAGCCCAAGGUGCCGCCAACAUUCGAGGGCGUCGACUACGACAACAACUUGCAGCUCAAGGCAGCCCAGGAUGCCGUCCUGCGCGAGCAAUGGGUUCAGAGCAUGAUGGCCCGCCUACUCAGAGAGGAGAUGGGCAAGUGCUACUACCGUGAGGGCGUCAACCACCUCGAGAAGUGCGGCCACCUCAGAGAGCGCUACCUCGAGCAAUUGAAGCACGCCAAGGUCAAGGGUUACCUCUUCGAGCAACAGAACACUACCCCCACCAGCUCAUAA
Molecule: messenger RNA, 309 nt
Organism: Aureobasidium melanogenum CBS 110374
Lineage: Eukaryota; Fungi; Ascomycota; Dothideomycetes; Dothideales; Saccotheciaceae
Exons: 2
Coding region: 1-309 (102 amino acids)
Source: RefSeq, a predicted model, not a curated record